Protopolystoma xenopodis is the source of this 669-nucleotide messenger RNA. The record is from the annotation of a GenBank genome assembly. NCBI's taxonomy places the organism in Eukaryota, Metazoa, Platyhelminthes, Monogenea, Polystomatidea, Polystomatidae.
AUGGCCAGACUCAUUGAUGAUGCCGACUACGAUGUCGGCGAAACAUCCGCGGAUAUACUAAAUCCAGGUUCCGAUGCUGGGAAUCCUCCAAAGUCCACCCGGUUUGUUAAAGUCAAGACAUCCGUAACUAUCUCAGACACCGACUCCAGUUCCAAAUUGUCGUCAAAAGGCUCGAAUCAGCCAGUGAUCACUGUGCGCGCUCAUACAACCAAUACUGCAAAAAGUGGCAUCCCUGCCGACGGAUACAUCCCAAAUGUGCUGAAAAUUUCGACAGAGUUGAAUAAACCCCAUCUGGCUGACGAAAACAUGGAGGAGACGGAAACACAAUCAGCAACUUUGCAGGAAUCAGAGGAAGACCAACAAGAAAAUGCAAAAGAAUUCCAAGAAGUGUCAGAAGAGACAAAACAACAACUACAGCGAACACAAUCUGAAGCUGCCUUGAUGUACGGCAACAUGGCCAUGACUAAGGACUGCAUCACAGUGUUAAGCUUGCAGAAGACGCCUGCACUCGGUGGAAAGAUCGAAGAAAAAAAACCUGUUAAAUUAGACAUAACUUGGGCUAUUAUGCCAGAAUAUGAAGAGGAGAAUGAUGAAAAAAUGCAGGUACGAGUAGUAAGCAUGUCUGAAAAAGAGAGUAUGAUGCUUAAUCUUUCACAAAUUCCUUGUUAA